Sphaeramia orbicularis (orbiculate cardinalfish) is the source of this 4052-nucleotide messenger RNA. RefSeq names its product bone morphogenetic protein 3 (gene bmp3). Gene Ontology annotation, molecular function: growth factor activity; cytokine activity. The record is from RefSeq and is a predicted model, not a curated record. Bases 472 to 1854 code for a protein of 460 amino acids. The transcript has 3 exons. Lineage: Eukaryota; Metazoa; Chordata; Actinopteri; Kurtiformes; Apogonidae. Gene Ontology annotation, cellular component: extracellular region.
UUUACCUUCAAUGAAAGCUGAGAAGGCUGGAGCUGGAGCUGGAGCUGGAGCUGGAGCUGGUCUGUUGGACUGUUGGGUUGUUGGACUGUUGGACUGCUGCGCCUCAGAAUCAGCUCCGGAGCGGAUUCCAUACAAAGAGCGGUGGUGUUUUACGCACCUCGCUCCUCAUUGUCUUCUUUUUUUGCAUGUGCUUUGUUAUUUCCACCUUCAUCCGGAACUUUGAUUUUUGAUUCUUUCCUGACGUGCAGCAGAAGGGGGACACCGCUCACUUGGAUAACUCCUACCCCCCCACCCCCCACCCCACUGUGCCCACCUCCCCCGGUGUCAGAGGUGAUGGUACAUUCUCCAGACUCCUCUUCAGGUGAUGGUUUGUCGCUUUGGAGAUAAGGGUAAGACUUUUGGAAACGCGCGACUUUUUCCCUACAACUGUUCUUUUUUUUCUUCUUCUUCUUCUGCGGCUGUCCAAGCAUCAUGGCUCUCCGCUCUCGUCUUCUGGUCGUGCUGCUUUACGGAUGGAGUUAUCUGUGCGUUGGAUUGUGCGCGAUGCUCAAAUCGGACAAUUUCCCCACGAAACGAAAGUUGGAUUUUACGCAUGCGGUGGAUAAAAAACAUCCGGGGAAGGAAGACCCUCAGGACCUGCUUUUACAGGAUACAAUGACGGAGCACAUGCAGAUGCUUUACGCCAAGUACAACCGGGCUGGAUUUCCCUUCAAAGACGGCAACACUGUCCGCAGUUUUAAAGCGCACUGGGGUUCCAUAAACCAGAAGCAGCUGCAGAUUUUCAACCUGACGUCCCUCACCCAGUCGGAGGACGUUCUGUCGGCCACGCUGCAUUACUACAUCGGAGACCUCCAGAACGGCACCCAGGCCUGUUAUCGGAGCCGGAGCUGUGGGCGCCACGGCCCACGGCGCCACAGCCACAUCCACAUGGUCAUCUGGAGCUUCGCCUCCGUGGACAACAAAAUGAGGACUCUGGGACACUUCCGGAUCAACGUGUCCACGCAGUACAGGGAUUUCAUUUCGUGGCAGUGGAAGGACAUAACUCGUGUGGUCAAUCAGGCCAAACAUCACGACGAGCUCCUCAUCGGCAUCGACGUGGCUUCGCAGGGACCUCAACAGUGGAAGAAGCUCCUGUCCGACCGCUCGCCCUACAUCCUGGUCUACGCCAACGACUCCGCCAUUUCUGAGCCGGAGAGCGUGGUGGCCACCCUCCAGAGACACCACUCGGUGGGAGGGGAGGGCUUCCACAAACCGGGACCCCACGAGCACAACGACACCGGACGGGAACCGCCGCCGCUCAGGCACAAGCGCUCGGUCAACGUCCUGCUUCCGCUGCAGAACAACGAGCUUCCGGGACCCGAGUACCCGUACGAGACGACCGGCUGGGACGAGACCAGCCCCUACGAACCCUUCGACAACAAACAGGCUCGUCGACCGCGGAAAAAACCACGAAAGAACCAGCGGCACAAGAUGCCUCUGCUGCAGUUCGACGAGCAGACGAUUAAAAAGGCGCGAAAGAAGCAGUGGAACGAGCCCCGGAACUGUGCGCGGAGGUACCUGAAGGUGGACUUCGCAGACAUCGGCUGGAGCGAAUGGAUUAUUUCACCCAAGUCUUUCGAUGCGUUCUACUGCUCAGGGUCGUGCCAGUUUCCCAUGCCCAAGGCUCUGAAACCUUCCAAUCACGCCACCAUCCAGAGCAUCGUGCGGGCGGUGGGCGUCGUACCCGGCAUCCCCGAACCCUGCUGCGUCCCUGAGAAGAUGUCGUCUCUCAGCAUCCUGUUCUUCGACGAGGACAAGAACGUCGUAUUGAAAGUCUACCCCAACAUGACCGUGGACUCCUGCGCCUGUAGAUAGUUCUUCUUCUUCUUCACACACCUCAGCUUGCAAAAAAAAAAAAGGCUGCCGAGAAGACCCUCUUAUCUCCUCCUGUUUUCGUCACAUCCUACGUUUCUACAACAAGAAGAACAAACUCUUUUCAGACUUUUCCGAACUUCCCGUUUGCACUGGAGGAGAGUUAGAGCCCGGAGAAGGAGACGAAGGAGUCUGUUCACAGGAAGAAGGAAGGAAUGGAUGGAUGCGUCGUCGUCCUCCUGGUGGAAACUAACUGGAGUAGAACGUCUAAUUCCACACACUUCCAUUUCAACGCCAACGCCGCCGUUUUUAUCCUCACAUUUUCGUCUUCGUCGGACCAAGCAGGCAAUCGCAAAAAAGUCAAACAAGAAACAAACUGAAGCAAAACUUUAAAAAAAAAAUAAAGAAAUAAAAGGAAAAAAAAACACACUUUUCAGGACAAAAACGGUAUCGGAUGGAACUGAUGAGGGACCCGUUCUCAUCUUUCUCUCCUUUAUAGCUUGAAGUCGUCUUCGAUCAUUACCACAAAGUCACCUCUGCUCGCACUUGCAUGUUUUUUUUGUUCCUACGUGUCUGUAUUUAUGUCUGUACUAUCACUGUUAUUCACUAUAUAAGAACUAUUGCAUAAUUAUUGGCUUGGCUGCUAUAGAAAAGAUAUAUUCGAUUCCAAAGCCAGACGUGCGAUGCAGGCUAGUAGGUAAAAGCUUGCAGAUGUCGCUUUCGUUGUUCGUGUACAGAAACCAGACCUUUUUAAGAGUUUAUUAUAUGAGGAAGAGUUAAGCUACGUGUCGUUUUGUCGUCUUCGGUUUGCGAUGGGAGUUUAUUUUAGAAAGAGCUUUUAUGGGUAAAUGUCGCAUUUUACGGUGAAACAAAGGGAUUAAGCAACCGGAGAAACAAUGAAAAUGUAUUUUAAAUGUAAAGCCACAAGUCAGACAAAAUGGAAAUAUCGCUUUUACGUCAAAAAUGAGCAAAUGCAACCACAUUUUUCCACUUGCUACAAAUAGGUGAUGGACUCGUUUUACGUUGCCACUAAACAAGUUCUUGUUUUUUGUUUUUUUUUACAUCUUUGUCGGAGAACAGUCUUUCCAGUCUUAGUCGAACUCGAUACGAAGAACGAAAUUGCUGUUGAACAUUGUUACAGACAAAAGAAUAAUAAAAACUAAUGUUCCUACUUGGCUAUUUACACAACAUCCGGAAUGUCAAGAAUAGGAAAAGUGGUGAAAAAUCGCAGAUACACCUUGUAGACGCCAAUAAUGUAAUAACAGCCGAUAACGUAAUAACAGCCCAUAACAUAAUAAAUUCACCAUUUUUAAAAUGUAAUAGACAAUAACAUAAUAUCUGGCCAAUAACGUAAUAAAAGUCCUGAACCGAUAACGUAGUAACUUUUGGCCAAUAACGUUAUAACUUAUUAUGUUAUUGGCUCAGUUAUUAUAUUUGCAAAGAAUGUUUUUGUUACCAGGCCAAUAACAUAAUAAGUUAUAAUGUUAUUGGUCAAAAGUUGUUACAUUAUUGGCUCAGGACUUUUAUUACGUUUUUGGCUUAUUACAUUUUAAAAAUGGCAAAUUCAUUAUGUUUAUUAUAUGAGGAAGAGUUAAGCUACAUGUCGUUUUGUUGUCUUCGGUUUGUGGUGGGACUUUAUUUUAGAAAGAGCUUGUAUGGGUAAAUGUCGCAUUUUACGGUGAAACAAAGGGAUAAAGCAACAGAAGAAACAAUGAAAAUGUAUUUCAAGUGUAAAGCCACAAGUCAGAUGAAACGGAAAUAUCGUUUUUACGCCAAAAAUGAGGAAAUAUAACCACAUUUUUCCACUUGCUACAAGUAGGUGAUGAACUCCUUUUAUGUUGCCACUAAACAAGUUCUUGGGUUUUUUUUUUGGUUUUUUUUUACAUGUUUUGAUGUUACAAUCUUGUCGGAGAACAGUCUUUUCGGUGUUGCGUCGAACUCGAUAUGAAGAACAAAAUCGCUGUUGAACAUUGUUACAGACAAAACAAUAAUAAAAACUAAUGUUCCUACUUGGCUAUUUACGCAACAACAUCCGGAAUGUCAAGAAUAGGAAAAGUGGUGAAAAAUCGCAGAUACACCCUGUAGAAGCCAAUAAUGUAAUAACAACCGAUAACAUAAUAACCCGUAACAUAAUAAAUUUACCAUUUUUAAAAUGUAAUAAGACAAUAACAUAAUAUCUGACCACUAACAUAAUAAAAGUC